Messenger RNA from Triticum urartu, 2488 nucleotides. Its product is annotated as Reticulon family protein. The record is from RefSeq and is a predicted model, not a curated record. Lineage: Eukaryota; Viridiplantae; Streptophyta; Magnoliopsida; Poales; Poaceae.
CACGUCAGACCAAAUCUCAUCUUUUCCAACUGCUCGAUCCCUUCACCGCACCGCACGCAUCACUUCCCCUGCUUCCUCCGACCAGAUCGAGCUGCUGCUGUCCGCCCACGCCCACGGCCAGCCCACGCACCACCGUCAGAGUGAGCUCCCCUGCGCCCUCACGACCCCUCUAUCUGACACACUGGAGAUUCAUACAGUGAGAGAGAGAGAGAGAGAGAGAGAGAGAGUGCAGAGCAAGGCAGUGCGAGCAACCAGGCGGGGCAGAGCAGAGCAGAGGAGGGGGAGGGGGAAUUGUUAGUGGCGACAGCACCAGCAGAGCACAGACACCAAGCCAGAACUGAUCAGAGCUGCUAAUCUAGAAGAAUGCAACAGCCAGGGGCCGCCACGCCCAGCACGAGAAGGCGCCUCACGGUGCCGAGGCGGUCUCCCGCGGCGGCGUCGGUGUGGGAGACGCGGAUGGAGAUGGACGAGGUGAAGGGCGGCGUCAAGGUCUUCAGCGAAGGCGCCGACGAUGCUGACGAGGAGGGCAUGCGGGUGUACAGCCGCCUGCGACGGAACCAGAGCGAAGGCGGCGGCGGCGCCGGCGCGGGCGCGGGCACGGCCGCGGCCGCCAAGAAGAGGAGGAACUGGAAGGCGUCGGAGCCGGUCACCGCGAUCGGGGAGCUGCGCAAGUCGCGGUCCGACGCGGCGGCGACGGGGGCGGCGGCCAAGCGGGCGGUGGCGAGGGUCACCACGCCGGAGAAGAAGCUGGCGGCCGAGGUGAAGGAGGUGGUGGUGGUGGAGGUGGAAAAGGCGCCAUUGCCGCAACCCAAGAACAUCGAAGAGGAGGCAGAGGAGGAGGAGGACCAGGAGGAGUGGGAAGAAGAGCUGGAAGCAGAGGAGGAGGAGGAGGAGGAGGAGGAGGAGAAGGAGGUGCUAGAUCAAGAUCAGACGGCCAUUGACGAGGACGAGACUGAUCAGGCGGCAGCUCCGAAUCAAGAGGACGAACAAGAUCUUGCGCCACCGACAAAAAGAGCGAUCAGGCCUGUGGCAGCACCGACUGAAGAUGAGAGAGCAGCCAAUCUAGAGCCGCUGAAACUCGCUGCGGCUGUCAAUCUCCGGGCGAUGAACCCAGAGCCCAUGACCCCUCCAUUGAAGAAGAAACCGACCCCGGUGGUAAUUCACAGGACGGACCCAGAGCCAGCAAGAACUUCUCCAGAGAAGAAGGCUUCGCCGGUAAUCCGCCGACAUUUCCCCAAGCAAGAGCCUGUGGACGAUACUCCCCCUGGUGAGUGCCAUUUGCCUGUUCGGCCGUUCCUUCUCAGUUCUUGGUCGUCUUCUUAUUUGGUGGUUUAUCGUUGCAUUUUUGUUGGUUCUAAAGAGGAGGAAGAGUAUGAGGAGAUCCAGGGCAGGCCGUCAGCUCUUAGCACAAGCAAUCGAAGAAUGCAGAACAUUGUGGAUUUGGUAAUGUGGAGAGAUGUGUCAAAGUCUGCAUUUGUGUUUGGAUUUGGGACCUUUUCGCUCAUCUCCUGCUCCUAUGCCAAAGACCUAAACUUCAACACAAUAACAGCAGCUUCGUAUCUAGGCCUGGUCUACCUUGGUCUAAGAUUCCUUUCCAAGUCCUUACUCAACAGAGGUGAGAGUGUGGAGUGUGAUGAUGAGACGAAUAAUGAGAGGUCCCACUACCUGGUAGGUGAGGAGGAUGCCGUCUGGCUGCUGAGGCUUGUGCUGCCCUACGUCAACGAGGUGCUCCUGAACCUCAGGUCCCUCUUCUCCGGCGAGCCAGCGACCACCAUGAAGCUGGCGCUGCUGCUGUUUGCAAUGGCCCGGUGUGGCAACUUUGUCACCCUCUGGACCCUGGCCAAACUGGUGUUCUUUGGCAUCUUCACCAUUCCCAAGGUGUGCUCCUCCUACUCCACGCAGCUCGCCAGAUAUGGCAAGUUUUGGCUGGAGAGGUUCAGGGAUGCAUGGGAGUCUUGCUCCCACAAGAAGGCGGUUGUCGCAGCCGUCUUCACCCUCGUCUGGAACGUCUCCUCCACGGUGGCCCGUGUCUGGGCUGUGUUCAUGCUGGUGGUGGCCAUGAAGUGCUACCAGCAGCGCAUGAUGGAGUUCGGCUGGAGCAGCUCGGUGGAGGAGCCCGCUGAGAACGAUGAGCAGCAACAGCAGCAGGAGGAGUCUCCCGCUAAACCUGCCCAGACAGAGAAGGCACACGAUCAAGGGUCACAUGGCUUCGUGGCGGCGCGGCACCGGCGAAUGCCGGUCUCCGGCGACUUCGCCAGGGAGAGGCUGAGGGCGAGAGGCGGCAUCCAGCCAAGGUGUUAGUUUGUGUACACCGGACCUUGUUGUGUGGGUGUUCUCCUAAUGUUGAUGAAUUCGGUAGUGGCAAAAGCAAUAAUAAGAUCGACCAUGAAAUAGCAAUCACAUCUAUGGAUCGUGAUAUAGUAUGAUGAAACAGUAGGUUUUUAGGGAACCACCAAACAUUCUAGUCAUUUGUUUCAUGCGUGCGCUA